UUAUGCCGCUUGAGUGACUUGCAUGGCCGGGUUGCGCUCUGCUUUGGCGGCGGUGAGUCCUAUACAAGCGUUGCAUUCAUGGCAAUCGAAAAACCUUGUUGAUACUGGCACCGUUUUAUCAGAGGUUGAGGGGACAUUUUCAUUGUUGGAUGCAAAUCAUGGCGGGCGUGGCCGUGCAGCUGCUCGAGGAGCAGUCGUCGACGCAUUGCGUCGUCGUCUCGAGGCGGUAGUCCCAAAUUUGGGCUAUAAUGUGCGCGUUUCGCUAAUUGAGUCAUCCUGGGCCUUUUCAUGUUUACCAGAGCUCCACCCAGUGACUGUGACACUGACAGAGACCUGGCCGGGGGAAAUGCCAGCGAAUAUGGCCUGUGCACUUCAUAAGUGGCCCGAGGAUGCAUUUAUGAGGCUGCCCAAAGUUGUUCGCUGGAAGUGUUGCAUGGUUAUUCCUGAGCGGUUUCGUAUGAUCCUGGCAUCACUUGUUGAACGAUGGUUCUCGAGUGUCGCUCCAGGCGUACGCAAGAAUCUAUUCGUGGCUUCACGUUCGACAACAUCGAGAGGUGGAUCUGCAGCUCGUCGUGCUGCAGAUCCCCAUCUUUACUCGGCACUCGGAGAUCUGGUAGGCCAUACCGAGGGUACCCUCCUCAAUUCUUUUGCGGUACUGGCAUGGCGUGGACUCAAGCAUGAUGUGACCCGUGGCCGUUCAUCAUUGUAUCCAAUAUUAUUUAUCGAUGUCGUGCUCAGUCUGAAAGUGCCAGCUGCUGGAUUGGCACGACGUGUUGCGACUGUUCUUGAUGGAGCUGUUUCACGGGGUGCGUGGGAUGAUGCAGCGAUCAGUCGACUGAAAUCCAUACUAAACGGCGAGAAGUCGCCGACGCUAGCAUGCGGGCAAUUUCAGACAAGCCUUGAACAUUGCUGGAUGCAGCUCAAGAAAACGGACACGUCGAAUCUGUUUGCUCUCCCCGUGACGGACAACGUAGUGACUGGUUAUUCUGCAGUUAUUCGCCAGCCAAUGGAUCUUAGCAUCGUGCGUUCAAAGAUAAGUUGUGCCCAGCAGUCUUAUCAUAGACUGGCUGCCUUCGAGCAAGAUGUCAAACUCAUGGUUGAGAACUGUAAACUAUUCAACGGUACCAAAUCGACUUACGCAGAUGCAGCAGACCUAGUCUGGGAUAGCUGGCUUCAAUGCAAAGCUCGGGAACAGUUGCGUGAUGAUAAUAUGACUACCACGCGGGCAGUUGCAUUUGCCGGAAGCCCUGCGGGUUGCAGCCAAGACUUUCAGCAGCUUUCGUGCUUCACAGAAUCUAAAAUAUCUCACAUGUUCCCAGCGCUGGUACUCAGUGAGCCUCAAUGUGCGGCGAUCGCCUCCUACGAACUCUGCAAUGAGCUGGAACUGUGCUUGAAUCUUCAGAUGAUUCCAAAUAAGCGACCUCGUAUUCCAGAACUUUAUCGUGUCCUUACGCUUCAUUUAGCUUCCAGGCGGGCACUUGGUAUUCAGGUUGAGAGUGCGCAGCAAGUAAUCAUGGACCUGCGGAUCGAUGCACCGCGGCUUCUUGCGUGUUUGGGAAGAUUCACCUACCAGCAAGCCUGUCCCGAUGCUGGUGUCAGAACACUGGAUCUACUCGGCCUUAUCCCAUCGCGAUCAAAGUCCGGUAUAAUUUCGGAUCACUCUCAAACCCAGUUUUGUAGACCCUCUGCCACAAUCACGAGCCCUGGCGUAUUCAAGAGCAGCUUCGUGGGACUCGGAGUUAACUCCCAACAAAUUGCAGCCACAUUCUACGCGCUGAACCAAGGGGGGGCUGACGGAAAAUGA
Molecule: messenger RNA, 1804 nt
Organism: Aureococcus anophagefferens
Lineage: Eukaryota; Pelagophyceae; Pelagomonadales; Pelagomonadaceae
Exons: 5
Coding region: 23-1804 (593 amino acids)
Biological process (GO): regulation of transcription by RNA polymerase II
Cellular component (GO): nucleus
Source: RefSeq, a predicted model, not a curated record